GCGAAGCGAAUCCAGUAAUGAUUCCUGUUUUCCUCUUUUUGUAGUCUGCUUUGCACACCAAUAUCGUUGGUGGAAAUUUUUCGGCUAAGGAAAGAGCAAAUAAGAGUUAAAACGUGAAUAACUAAAAGCGUAGCGUUAGAAGAAAACUUCGGUAUGUUCGUUUGCGGUUGUAGAAUAGUAAUGGCGUUUCAGAUUUGCUGACGGUCGCGAAAAGUGUAAUCGGAAAGUUUAUAUAGCCUGAUGGAAUUCAAUCGUCAAAGGGAAACAACCAUUUCGGUGCUGUCUGCUGCGUGUACAAUCCGUGUGAGUUGAAGCAGCUCCGAAGGCGAACCCGAGAUGAAAAUCGGCUUUCGGAAGUGAAUUCCCUGAAGCUGUAUGAAAAAUGACACCACCGACGGAAGCUGCUCCGUUAGCUAGCGAGUCUAAAUUGAAACUGUUCAGUCUUCCAACAGAACACGCAUUCCGCUACUGUUCCUGUGGCAAAACUUUGUCAUGACACUUGGCAGCUAAAAUAAGCAGUCUAACUUGAGCAACACAACUUUGGGACUUGAGUGUAGAAAACAGAAAAGUGUGCGCCGCGCCAGGAUAGAUUGGCAACUUUGGAAGCCAGCAACGAACGUCGCCUCAGUGGCAACGAGCUACAAUCGUGGCGUCGGCGGCGGUAAUAGCGGUCAGCACAUCGCACGCAUCAUACGAAGAGCAAGCGAAGAAGAGGAACAUAAACAGGUUUUAAUCGAGAGUGCUACGAAAGAGUUCGAAAACAGAAGACUAAGCUUCAGUAUAAUAAGUAAAGUUUAGCACAUGAAAAGUGCCGACAAAUCCGAGAAGAGAUAGUGAACGGGACGUCGGGAGCGAAACAGAGUUGACCAUCCAUGCGGCAGUAAGAAAACGGCAAUUUUUUUUAUUACUAUAGUGGUGUUUUUUGACUUCCCGAUUCGCACCGCCCCCAGGAUUUAUGUUAGUUACAAUUAAAAGUGGCCUAUGUGUUUUGUUUUUUUUUUAACAAAAUGUGAAUGCUGUCGGUUUUCGAAUGUUACGCCGGUUAUUUCGUUAAGCCAUAAUCGAUCAUGUUGUCAAGGCCUUUGAAAAUAUUAGGUGCUGUAGUUGUGAUAGCCAAACAUGUGCAAAAAUAUGUGUGUAUCAAAAAGUGUUGUUGCCAAUUGCGUGCAAAAUUAAGUUGAAGAAUUUAUGGAUAACGAAAUAGCUAUGGAAUAGAUCGUUAGAAGGAUAAGUAGAGACAUCUAUCAACCUUUCGGAGUCUUCGAAAAACAUACACGUGCAAAUCAACCAAAUUAAUCACACGAUUGCAUUUGUCGAUUAUCACAUUCAACUGGGAAAACCUCGAGAACAACAACAACAGAAAAAAACUUACAACUGCAACCAGAGAAUUAUCCUUAAUUCGAAGCCUGCCAAUGUCUCAUCAUCGGCGUUCGAUGUAGUGAUAAUCAUUGAAGGAACGGAAUUAUUCGUACAGUCGUCCGUCUUCCGCUGUUGUCGUCCAUUAGAGAACCGGAAAACAGUUCCCCGAUGAGUCAGUACAACGUACACAAAUUUGAUGACACUACUUGCAGUGGACCUAGACCCCCUGUCCCAGGAAAGGAAAGUCGUCGGAAGAUGACCGACACCCUUAACUCGGAAAGAUCCAGCGAUUCGCCGCCGAACUACUAUCGGUGGUCGGAGAAGCUGUCCUACCUGCUGGAAGAUGUCGACGGUGCGGAGCUGUUCAAGCGCUUCGUCGAGCAGCAGGGCGACGAACACUCGAACCAGCUCAAUUUCUACUUCGCCUGCGAGGGUCUCAAACAGCAAAGCGACAAUGACAAGAUGAUCCAGCUUAUCGGUGCAAUAUACAAGCGCUUCCUGAAACGAGCGCCCCGCGGUUCCAAGCUUCACGUUGGUGAAAAAAUGCGCAAUAUGAUCAAAGCGGGGCUCAAAAAUGAAUAUUUAUUGACGCCGGAUAUUUUCGAUCAAAUGCAGGCGGAUGUGGCUGCCGUCAUUAGCAACACGACUUAUCCGAAUUUCCUGCAAUCCGAUCUGUACAUACAUUAUAUCCAAAAUAUGCAAACGAACAGCGGUAGCGGUGCCACCGUCGGUGUUCCGCUCGGGAUGUCGGGAGCAUCAACCGGUUCACUCUCCUCGAUGACCAACAGCAGUUCCAUGUCGGAACUAAUCCUGCCCAGUUCCUCUGCCUUACCAACGUUGCACGAAGAUUCCGAACUAGUCAAUGCCGAUUCGAUCGAGCAACUUUACGGCGCUCUGGGGCCGGGUAUUGCCGGUAGCAGCAUAUCCGUUACUUCCAGUGUUAGCGCUGCUGGCAGUAGCAAACCCGCGAUGACCCUGACGAAGGAUGCACUGAUGGCCACGCAAGAGCGCCGCCUCGAGAUGAGACCUCCCGGAGCAAACGGAUACUCUGUGUACAUGAACUAUGCAUCCUAUAACCCGGUCUCGCGCCGUGACUCGGAGCUGGCCAGUCUCAGCUCGGGCCGAACGGAAUCCGAUAAGAUGCCACCGCCGACGAUGUACCUUGAUGGUCAGUCACACACGCAACGGAGACAUCCUACUCGGCAUUCUGCUAUGGAGCAAAGGCAAAUAAACGAGAAUAUCGUUUUCAAUGAUAAUCUGAAGCAUAUACCUCGAAAUCAACGAGUACAUCCGAAAGUGCUGUCCGCUGAGCAAUUCCAAAUGGAACUUAUGCAAAAACUGAAAGCGGUACAGCAAGCUCAGGAAAAAGAAGGGGAAGUUAUUCGAAAAAUUGACAAGAUGGAUAGGUCUCAGAGUAAUACAUUCUUCGCUGAUGCCAUUCGACAGAAACUCCUGGUAGAGGACGACAACGAUCAGGAUAUUCUGGACAAACACGUUUCGAGGGUAUGGUCUGAUUUAACACCAAGUCGAUCACCGGACAUUAUGUCCCCUUGUCCAGCCACAAAUCGAUCGCGGCGUUCCGAUAUAAGCAACUUUAGAGGUGGUUCCAUGAGUGCACAAUCCUCUAUACGGCAUUCGAAAUCGAUGCCGGACGGUCACCCGCUGAAUAUGGCUGGUCCUACAGCGCCACAACCAUUGCCUCGAAACAAACCGCUGAACAAUAAAUGGCCCUCGGUGUACACUGAUAGUGGAAUUAGUUUACUUUCGACCGACACCUUGAGCAAGUACAGCAGUAAGGAUAUGCCGAGUAUGAGUACAAACAGUUCCCGGCCGCUGUCUCGAGCGAUGCAAGCCGACAUGGCGGCCGGAAAUACUACCCACCUAUUGCAAGAGUCCAGCAGGCGGUUGGAUGAUGAAGCCAGAAGAUCGAAACGAUAUCAGCAUCCACUACCGCCACCGCCAAUGCCUCCUGCUGUUGCCGCGAGUUCUCUAGUGCCACCGCCAAUACCUGCCAAACCUCAGAGCUCCGUGACGGAGUUCACCGUCGUGGUUUAUCUGUUCUGCGACGAGGAAGUACCGUACCGGAUAAAAAUUCCCGGCACGCAUCCGCCAACGCUCAAACAGUUCAAGGACUACCUGCCCAAGAAGGGAAACUAUCGAUUCUUUUUCAAAACCCGCUGCGACGACCUCGACAGUCCGGUGAUCCAGGAAGAGAUUAACAACGACAAUGAGGUGUUACCCCUGUUCGAGGGUAAAGUGAUGGGUACGGUGAAACCACUAGACUAAACUAACUGUGAAUCAAUGCAGGUGUAAGCUAAGACCAUGUAUCAUAAAGUCGAUUCGCAUGAAAAGAAAAUAACUAGUUCAAAUAUUUCCGGUCUUGGUCUUAUAUGGUUUUGGUUUUAGUUGUUACAAACGAUAUUCUUCGUCAAUUGUGUUUUAUCGAACGCAAUCAGAACUAUGCCAACCAACUUGAUGUUAUUUGGUCAAAUUAGUAAUACCUGUAAUACUGCCAACAUUGUGAGCAAAUUGUAGUUUGGAAUGAUUAUGCAAACAGAUAUCAUCAUCACCAGAAUACAAGCCUAAUGCAAUUUUAUGUAUAGAAUGCAACAGACUUCCAUCUUUUGAAAAAGUUUCUUAUUUCCGAAUUAUGUGUGGGUAGAAUUGGGCUUUAUUUAGUGUUUCGGUGGAAAUUCUCUUAGCCAAUUUAGUAUAUAUAUUUUUGGGAACUUCUGAUUCAUCCAUUUUCCUUUGAUAAAAUCAAAAAUUUUAUUAUGUUAUUGCUAUUCGUAAAAUUUAAUUGCACAGCGAAAUUAAUAUCCUUCUGUUCAUUCUAUAGUAAACAUGCGCGUACAGAAAAGAGAUACAGAGUAAAAAUACAGCUAAAGUGCCUUUUAGAAUGUUAUGAACUGAAUAGGAAUGCGAACAACCCCGAACAAUCGGCUUACCGAGAACCUAAAACAAAAGGACACGAAAAGAUAGUGUUCAGCAGGGCAAGAAGGAAUAAAUAGGAAUAGAUCAUUAGUGAUUUGGUUCGCUAGAUUAUAUCGAGCAGGAACUAACAAACGCAGUAGAUGCCAUACGGGAUCGAAAAUAAUCCACUUCGAACUGACCAAAAUAGAGAAGAAAAAUCAAAACUAAAAAAAAACAUUACUUCAUUGUGGAAAUAUAGCAAUACCCGGAAAGAAUUGGAGUCCAACAGUAUUUUGCCUGUAAUUUAGAAAUUUUAUUUUUUAUAUGAGAAAAGCCACACAAGUUUCGGUGUUCUCCACACUUAUUUAAUCGCUUUUUAUUUAUUUUGUCCAAUGUUUGCCACUUCAUUUAAAAUGACGAGUGGCAUCCCAAGCCGCAAUCUAAGUCGACAAUUUACAGAAUGCUUGCUGUUUUUUUUAUCGUAGCGAAAUCAGUGUACAGACAAUAACCUCCUCCCGGAAUGAAAGCGAUCGAUUAUAGAAAAUAUGCCUCUCUGACUGAUCCUACUAGUGCUGCCUGUGUUAGCAUUUGUUUGAAAGUUUAACAUUGCAUGAAGUAAGGGAAAACAAAUGAGAGGUAGUAACUCUCAGAACUAAACAUCUUCCUUUGGUUUUAUUACGAUUGUAUUAGAAUACAACAUACCGAUACUAUACAACACACCCUUUGGAAAACGAACACGAAAGCUUAGGGAGUGAUUGAAAAAUAUAUUUAGAAACAUAUAUAUUGCAGUAAACGAGUAAUAAAAGCUAUUAUAUAAAAACUA
This is a messenger RNA of Malaya genurostris, 5095 nucleotides long. It is a transcript of the gene Axn, whose product is annotated as axin. Gene Ontology annotation, biological process: negative regulation of canonical Wnt signaling pathway. The transcript is spliced from 11 exons. The record is from RefSeq and is a predicted model, not a curated record. Bases 1528 to 3645 code for a protein of 705 amino acids. NCBI's taxonomy places the organism in Eukaryota, Metazoa, Arthropoda, Insecta, Diptera, Culicidae.